This is a messenger RNA of Armigeres subalbatus, 930 nucleotides long. RefSeq lists its product as uncharacterized. The transcript has a single exon. The record is from RefSeq and is a predicted model, not a curated record. Bases 1 to 930 code for a protein of 309 amino acids. Lineage: Eukaryota; Metazoa; Arthropoda; Insecta; Diptera; Culicidae.
AUGGAAAUCGCAAAAAUACUACACAACAUCGGCAUCAAAAACUAUAAAGAACUGAAAUUUGCUGGACAAGGACGGUACCGAAUCACAUUCAAUCGACCGAGAGAGGCAGAAGACUUGCUUAAUUCCAAGCUUCUGUCGGAGGAGUUUAAAUACAAGGUGUAUGUACCCAACAUGCUGAAGGAAUCGAUAGGGAUUAUUAGGAAUGUCCCCCCAUCGCUCACCGAAACCGAGAUUCUAAACAACAUCCAAACAGGAGGAAAGAAGAAGAUCAUCAAAGUGGAACGGAUCAACAGGAUGAAGGACCAAAUCCUAAUACCAACAUACACAGUGAAAGUCUACGUAACAGGACAGGAACUUCCAGAAAACGUCUCGAUCUAUGGUGUUCCAGCGAUUGUUGAAGCGUACAUCUUUCCCAUUAAGAUGUGCAACAAAUGUUGGAGGUAUGGACACAGACAAAUAGCUUGCAAAUGUAGGAAUGAACGAUGCGAAAACUGCGGACAAGAACAUGGCGGUCAGGAUUGUUCCAACCCCACCAGCUGUAUUCACUGCAAACAAAUGCACAAAGUAACAGCCAGAAAUUGCCCGGAAAGAAUACGUCAGGACAAAAUUCGUUACGUCAUGGCGAACGAAAGACUGACUUUCAUGGAAGCAGCGAACAAGUUUCCAAAACCGAAUCAAGUACAAAACAGACUGGACUCACUAACAGAUUUUCCACCGAUCAUAACGAACGAUCACAAUACACGACCAAAAACAAGACUACAAACUUCUCAAUCAGACAAUAGACCAGCAAGACAGGUUUCUAGAACACGAAAUAGGUCUGGCAGCCAAAACAAACAUCCACAAGAAACACAGGUAGACGUUCCCUCUAUCCUCAACAAAAUUACAGCUAUUCAAAAACCAUCCUCAAACACGCAGAAAAUCCAGAAAUAG